Molecule: messenger RNA, 1691 nt
Organism: Rattus rattus (black rat)
Lineage: Eukaryota; Metazoa; Chordata; Mammalia; Rodentia; Muridae
Gene: Plekha2
Product: pleckstrin homology domain containing A2
Exons: 12
Coding region: 151-1428 (425 amino acids)
Cellular component (GO): cytoplasm; membrane
Molecular function (GO): PDZ domain binding
Source: RefSeq, a predicted model, not a curated record
AGAGUCGAGAGACGGCCUUGGAGGACAUCUGAGGGUAAGGGAGAAGUGUGCAGCAGGACAGGCGGGAGACACAGCUCCGAGGCGUAGAGCCCUGGGACCCGAUGCGACCCUUGCUGUGCAGAGCGCGGGUGAUGUGAGCAGAGCCCAGGAAUGCCUUAUGUGGAUCGGCAGAACCGAAUCUGUGGGUUUCUGGAUAUUGAAGACAAUGAGAACAGUGGCAAGUUCCUACGAAGAUACUUUAUCCUGGAUACCCAGGCCAACUGCCUCCUCUGGUACAUGGACAACCCCCAGAACCUGGCAGUUGGGGCAGGAGCUGUCGGAUCUCUGCAGCUGACUUACAUCUCCAAGGUGAGCAUAGCUACCCCAAAGCAGAAGCCUAAAACUCCAUUCUGCUUCGUUAUCAAUGCUCUGUCUCAGAGAUAUUUUCUUCAAGCCAAUGACCAGAAAGAUCUGAAGGACUGGGUUGAAGCCUUGAACCAAGCCAGCAAGAUCACUGUACCCAAGGCUGGGACGGUACCUGUGGCCACAGAAGUUCUCAAAAACCUGACAGCUCCUCCCACCCUAGAGAAGAAACCGCAGGUGGCCUACAAGACUGAGAUCAUCGGGGGAGUGGUGGUGCAGACACCCAUCAGCCAGAAUGGUGGGGAUGGGCAGGAAGGGAGCGAGCCAGGGACUCACGCCUUCCUGCGAAGGUCUCAGAGCUACGUCCCCACGUCAGGCUGCCGUCCUCCCACCGGGCCUUCUCUUAUUAAGAGUGGCUACUGUGUGAAGCAAGGGAACGUGCGGAAGAGUUGGAAACGGCGCUUCUUUGCCCUCGAUGACUUUACUAUCUGCUACUUCAAGUGCGAGCAGGACAGAGAGCCUCUGCGCACCAUACCACUCAAGGAUGUUCUCAAGACUCACGAGUGUCUGGUCAAGUCCGGUGAUCUCUUAAUGAGGGACAACCUGUUUGAAAUCAUAACCACUUCUAGGACGUUCUACGUACAGGCAGACAGCCCUGAAGACAUGCGCAGCUGGAUUGAGGGGAUCGGAGCAGCUGUCCAGGCCCUCAAGUGCCACCCCAGGGAACCAUCCUUUUCAAGAUCCAUUUCUUUGCCUCGACCUGGAAGUUCCGGCCUUACAAGUGGGCCUAACUCCAUCUUGUCAAGGAGGCGGCCACCAGCGGAAGAAAAAAGAGCUCUUUGUAAGGCCCCCUCCAUGGCCUCAUCCUGGCAACCUUGGACACCUGUCCCCCAGGCCAAGGAAAAGCUGUUGUCAGCCGAGAAUGCUCCAGAGGACUCUCUAUUUAUGCCCAACCCUGGGGAGAGCAAUGCUACAGGGGCAUUGGCAAGUUCGAGAGUCAGGCACAGGUCGGAGCCCCAGCACCCUAAGGAGAAGCCAUUUGUAUUCAACCUUGAUGAUGAAAACAUACGAACCUCUGAUGUGUGAUGGACAGUGCCGUCGAGUGCAGGAGAGCCGGGGGCUAUGAGUCACUGUCUCUGCCUCGGUAGAGGACAGAGGCCAAUGACACUCGCAGAAGAGAAGCCCAUCUAACUGGCGUUGUUUUUGCUAUUAUUGACACAGUUUAUUUAAUCGGAGAAAGUCACUAGGUUAGACCGGCAGGCAUACUCCAUUACUUCUUGAAUGCCCCCCAGGUUUCCUAGUUGAGGGUUAGUUCUCAGGCUUCCUGUCUAGAGGAGGCUAGAGUCCGA